Molecule: messenger RNA, 1131 nt
Organism: Mucor velutinosus
Lineage: Eukaryota; Fungi; Mucoromycota; Mucoromycetes; Mucorales; Mucoraceae
Exons: 1
Coding region: 1-1131 (376 amino acids)
Source: RefSeq, a predicted model, not a curated record
AUGUGGCGGCCAUCGGUAAGCGUAUUGAAGAGAAGAUUUAGCAUAGAUGAAGACGAAGAUAACGAAGAAGUAGAAGAAGAAGCUAGACGAAGAAUGAGGACCCCCUCUCCGGUAAGAGAAGAUGUUGCUGAACUUAGGGGCAAGAUACAAGACAUUAAGAGCACGUUUGGUGCAAUUGGUACUCAUUCAAAAAGUAUCAUUCCCACUGCUCUCAAAAAUAUCUUGCAAAAACAUGAAUUUGCCGAUGCUGAGGAAAUACUGAACAUCGCUGAGACACCAAAAUCAAAGGCAGAGGCAGAUGCGUUCGUGGCGCUCGUCGGCGGUCGUUUCGUAGAAAGCAUCGCUGUUUCUAGUAAUGGUUCGUGGGCAUUCAUCACACAGGUCGAAGCCUAUCUGAGAGGCAGAAAAGAAAUAGAUGAUUGCGCAAACAACACGAUCACGAUUGAACACCCCUCAAAACCCAAGUUCAUAGUAGAACACAAGAGGGAGUAUCAGAAUCAAUGGCUCGAAGCCAAAAUCUACUUCAAAAACUUUGAGUUUUUGGUUACUGCUUGCCUUUGUGGUAACUAUAACGAUCAUGAUUUUGAUGCUUUUCUCGGUGCCUCUCUUGGCAAUCGUUUAGCUCUCAAUGAUUAUUGGAGAGUUUACGUUCCUCUCGCCUCCACACCAGUAGUCAGACAAUCCCGAUUGCUAAGAAAUUUCACAAAGAGAGCAAGUGGAUUCGAUUGGCAUUUGAAAUCGCAGAGAUUCUACGACAACGGUUUCAGCACCGCAUGUGCUUUAAGCUUGCAUGCAUUAGAUGGAAUUGACAGCAUUGUAGCCAUUGGGUCGCUAUUGUUGAAUUGGAAAGUAUCGAAUCAAGAGGACAAGCAAAAGUUAAAAUCUAUACUUUUCAAUGUAAAGGAGUUGAGUAAUAUGGAUGAAAAUGCCAUAUCUAACUGUGUUGAAAGAGUAAAGGAAUUGUCAUUAGUCAAAGGAAAGAAGUUGGCAGUUGAGAUAGCUCUGUUGAUAUUGAAAAAUGAAGUAAUCAAGGACACGGAUUAUGUCGAGAUGUUUAAAGCGUUAAUAAGCUCAAGACUCAAGACGCUGAAUAGCCAGGCUAUUCGACAAAAGAGGUACUUGCUCCCGUAA